GCUCGUUUAAGCGAGUUAAGAUAGAGAAUUCGUAUGUCUUCGACAGUUAAUUUAAACUACACGUUGGUAAUGUACACCAGGCUGAUUCUCUUCUUUCUCUACGUGGGCGAAAGUGUGCGUGCAGAUCAAGCACUUUACGAUGGCGCACGUGGUAGCGAGGUCGUAACUACCGUGGUAGAUCGUAUACGUAAUGCGUGCAUCUUCCGUCGAGAUAACUUGUUCUUACGACGCCUGGCCUACGUGGAGAGCGCAGAUGGAACAGACCCGAAGACGUAUAGACCGGGCUACUAUGGUGGAAUCUGGCAGAUAGACGAGCCCAAGUUCCUCGCUACAACUAACUGCACAGGCCGUUUGUUCCCCAAAUGUUUGGACAUCCUUCGCGAGUUCUCCAUCGACUGGAAGCGGGUGCCAUGGCGCGCCCUUCUGAAGCCGCUCUACUCAGCCCUGGCUGCCUCUCUGUACACGCUGCUGACGGUUGGGCCGGGCGGGGUGCCCCCCGACCUCACAGGGCAGCAGGUCUUCUGGAAGGACGGCUUCCAUGACGGCAUACUACCCUACAGCUACGUGGACACAGUGCACGACAUGCCUAACGUGUGCUCCAGUACCCAGCUGGACGUGGCAUUCGUGCUGGACAGUUCAAGCAGCAUCGACAGCAUCGACUUCUACAGGACGUUGGACUUCGUCAAGGACGCCGUCACAACUCUCUUCCAAUCAAGUCCGGGCACCAGGAUCGCCGUGGUCAAGUACAGCAGUUUCGCCAUGGUGGAGUUCCACCUGGAUCGCUACCACACGGCCGCACAGGUCAGCAGCUACCUCGACAACAUGGUCUACAUUCCCGGCGGUUCCAACACCGCUGAAGCCAUCAAUGUCACCAUCCAUGACGUUUUCAGUGCUUCACAUGGCGCCAGGCGGGAGGCGUCUAAGAUCGCCAUUCUCAUAACAGACGGAAGGUCGAAGAGCUCUAACGCCACCAUUGCUGUCGGCCAAGACGCUCACAGAGCCGGGAUCACGGUCUUCACCGUCGGGAUCGGGGCAGUCAACACCCGUGUGCUGAACGCACUGGCGUCGGUCCCCACGUGUAACCACGUGUAUGUGCUGCCCACGUUCGCUCACAUUAGCGACAUCGUGUACGACAUUCUGCAGGGAUCCUGUGAGGCUCCGGCUGUGCGGGUGUUGCACUGCAACACGACGACGGAGAUCGUGCGGUCAAGCCUGCCUGACCAGGGACUCAAGAAACACUUCUAUCUGAAGAGAGACGACAUGAACAACUGCAGCGACACCAGCAACUACUUACAGGUGACUGUCGACUGCGGAGUCGUCCGCGUAUACGGCUCCUACAGCAGCCCACGACCUAGUGAGGCUUUCAACGACUUCUCCUACAUGGUCACUGGGCCUCGUCAAAAGCAACUCCUCCUCCAACACAACCAAUCAUUCUACCUGACUGUAGAGGCGCUGAAUCUCGCCACCUCCAAGAUGGCGUCGUGUCCGUCUGCUGACUUCACCCUGGCUGUGAGGAACCAAGUUGACAGUGGUUUCAACGACUCUAUGCCGACGAGUUUUCCUGAAGUCUCAGUGUCACCAGAUAAACAUGGGUGUCAAAGUAAGGCCGAUGGUUGUCCGCAGGUACAGAAACAGCUUUGUACACCAGAACAAGACACCAGUCUGCCUGCCAACCCCUGCCCAAGGGAAAACAUCCAUGGCCACGCUCUGUCCUUCACCCACCCUUUUGAUAAAACCAGGUUUAUUCAGUGUGACCUGAGCGGGAAGAUGUACAUUACCCAGUGUCCUCCAGGAGAAGAAUAUGACGUCAUAUCUCAUGGCUGUGGGUCCGCCAUAGCCGCCACGGAGCUUCCAGGCCGUCAUAUCCUGAGCGAGAACAUAUCCAACCCUUGUACUGCGCGCGACAUCAGGAACGGACUGUUGUACUUCACCCACCCUAAACCUGACAGAUUCAUUCAGUGUGAUACAUGGGGCAACCCAUGGGUGCAGCUCUGUCCGAGCUCCUUUGUCUGGGAUCAGACCCAACUCACUUGUGUCAGUUCCCUUCUUCUUUCCUCCAAAACGACGACAGCUACGUCGGCUAGUGUCAAAUCCACUGGAGCGCAGAUCCAGACGUCGCCAACGACGACCCUAGAUCCGGACAUCUGCCAGCACCCUGACGGGGUUGGGAUAUACGCUCAUCCCGACCCCACGAAGUAUAUACAGUGCCUCCUAGGACGGAAGCUGGUGCAGCAGUGCCCCCCGGGGCAGUUAUGGCGCGAGGCUCUAAUGGCAUGCGUUAUGUCAUAAGUUUG
This is a messenger RNA of Haliotis rubra (blacklip abalone), 2294 nucleotides long. RefSeq lists its product as uncharacterized. Gene Ontology annotation, cellular component: extracellular region. The coding region runs from base 34 to 2289 and encodes 751 amino acids. The record is from RefSeq and is a predicted model, not a curated record. Gene Ontology annotation, molecular function: chitin binding. Lineage: Eukaryota; Metazoa; Mollusca; Gastropoda; Lepetellida; Haliotidae. The transcript is spliced from 8 exons.